AUGUAUGCAACUGUCCAGGAUGAGAAAAGCGUAGAAUCGAAUUGAUGAUGAUAUCAGUGUCGGCACAAGAAAGACCCACGUGUCAGGCUUUAAUCAGCGCCACACCGACGUGCUGGGGGUGAAACCUUCAAAAUGAUCCCGCCACCCCCUCAGUACAGAUAACAUGUUGCAAGUCAGAACCAGGAGGUCUAGUACAUGGAAACUGCAGACAUUUGACCAAUAAUCGACGAAUUGGUACACUUAUCCAGAAUAAUAUAUACAAUAAACAGGAAGAAGAAAAAAAAAACACUUCUAAGAGGAACUUUAUUGUUGAAGUUAUUAAAAUCACGGGAAGAUAUUUUAGUUAACACAACAUGGCUGUUUUGGGAAGUGCAAGUCGGCUAUUACUCCAAUUUGUAAAGUGUAGCAGUGGCAGAACGCUGUGUGCCGGUAAGCAAUCCCGAUGGCAGUCCAGAGCAGCAGCAGCAGUGACAGCAACAAAGCAGACCACAGCUGCUACACCACAGUCUCAGGAACAGAAGUAUGUGAAAGGAAACCCAAAACUGGAAUUGUGAUGCUCAACAUGGGGGGGCCUGAGAAGCUAGAAGACGUCUAUGAUUUUCUUUUUAGGCUUUUCAUGGACAGGGAUCUGAUGACGCUUCCAGUGCAAAAUAAACUUGCACCAUUUAUUGCCAAGAGACGCACCCCAAAAAUUCAGGAACAGUACAGCCGAAUUGGCGGAGGCUCUCCGAUUAAGAUGUGGACCACUCUUCAAGGAGAAGGAAUGGUGAAAUUGCUGGAUGAGAUUUCUCCAGAGACAGCUCCCCACAAGUUUUACAUUGGCUUCCGUUACGUCCAUCCACUGACAGAAGAAGCCAUUGAAGAGAUGGAGAGAGAUGGAGUGGAAAGAGCUGUAGCUUUUACUCAGUACCCACAGUAUAGCUGUUCAACAACAGGUAGCAGUUUAAAUGCAAUCUACCAAUACUACAACAAUAAAGGGGAGGAACCAAAGAUGAGGUGGAGUGCAAUCGACAGAUGGCCCACACACCCUCUUCUUAUUGAAUGUUUUGCAGAUCAUAUACAAAAAGAGCUAAAGAAAUUUCCUGUUGAGAAACGUGACGAUGUGGUCAUUCUCUUCUCGGCUCAUUCAUUGCCCAUGUCUGUGGUGAAUCGAGGGGACCCUUACCCUCAGGAGGUGGGCGCCACUGUCCAGCACGUCAUGGAGAAACUGAACCACUGUAACCCCUACAGACUGGUGUGGCAGUCCAGGGUGGGCCCCAUGGCCUGGCUCGGCCCUCAGACAGACGAUACGAUUAAGGGGUUGUGUGAGAGAGGGAAGAAGAAUAUCCUCUUGGUCCCAAUAGCUUUCACCAGCGACCACAUUGAAACACUGCAUGAGCUGGAUAUUGAGUAUUCACAGGUGCUGGGGAAGGAGUGCGGUGCAGAAAAUAUCAGAAGAGCAGAGUCCCUCAACGGAAACCCACUGUUUUUUAAGGCACUUGCUGAUUUGGUACAAAGGCACCUGAAGUCCAAGGAGGCCUGUUCCAGGCAGCUACCCCUGCGCUGCCCGCUUUGUGUUAACCCAGUGUGUGGACAGACUAAAGCGUUCUUUGCCAGACAGAAACUCUGAUUGCAUUCUUAGAUCUGUGAAACAGGUUACACUCAUAAAAAGAAAAUACUUCCAGGAAGAAGUUGCACACAUAUUUGAAAUUGACAUGUCAUUUCAGCUAAGGCAGUUUCAUAGAGAUUCCUAUGCUUUUUUUUUUUUUUUUUUUUUUUUUGCCGUAAGUGUCUUGUCAUGAUGAAAAUCUUUACAUUUUUUAACUUACUCACAAAAUGCGCAAAACAACAAGCAGAAAGAUGCAGUGUACUUGCCUCGGGUGCUUUUAAUUGGUAGAUCAGAUAGAUAAAAUAGUCUUCUCGGUAACACAUACGGUAAAAUAUAUUUAUAUCCUGUUUUUAUUUUAGAUAAUUAAACAUGCAUGUAUACUGCUGGCCCUGUCUUACGUACUGUAUAUUGUUUAAGGCAGUGGUGCAGAACUCCAUCGAAGUCCAUUCCGAGCAGGUCCUAAAUUAGUCAAUUGAACCUGCUAUUGGGGUCAAUAAACAUGUGUAGGACCUAAUCGGAAGAAAAUACCAGAGUUGUGCAUUACUGGUGUAAGAACAUAUUCUCUCUUCGUGCUGUUUUGAAUUACAGUUUAGUCCAUUCAGCAAACAAUUUGUUGUGUUUUUGACCACCCAAGUUCUGCUCACAAGAAGAUGGUCCUAUACCACAUGGGACAGGGUCAGUUGUUAAUAUUUCUGUCCUAGACUAACAACGUAUUGAGGACAACAGAAUGUUUUAUUUAUUUCAAUCAUUUUUUGCCUGUAAAAGACACCUACAUUGAUGGUGGUGGUGCUUGCAUUUUCACUUCCAAACACAGCCACUUCCUCUACCUGAGCAUCUUGUCCUUUUUUCAAGUCUUUAGGAUAGGAAUUUCUGUCAUGGAAAUGCAUUUUGGUUUUAUUUUAGAUACCUGUAUUCCAAUUGAUGUUAAGUUGGAUAUUUCAAUAUCAACGCUAUUCAGAAUAGUUGCAUUCUGUGCACCUUCCAGUUAUCAUUCUUGCAUGCAUCAGGAAUGGGCUUAUCUGCACUGAAACUUCUACAGUUACAUCUGCUAGGGUUGCUGUUGCACCUUGACUUGGGUGAUUUGGACGUAUAAAAAUACACACUUUCCAUAUUCCCACUCACACUCAUUUGGUACUGAGAACGCUGCUUAAAAAUCUAAUAUAUAUAGCCAGUUUUCACCAUUUAUAAAUAACAUAUUGCAGGACGCCUUAAACACCAUUGCCUCAAAUGUGCAAGCGUGGAGAGGAGGACGGGAGCAGCAGCUAUCAUCCAUAGCCUGUGGAUUUAGCAGUUUUGUUCCACUCUAUGGGGUAUGUUUAGUCAUACAAUAGAUAACAUUAGACAUCAAUCAGUGUUGCAGCUCAUCUAAUUCUGGGGGGGGGGGGAGACUAAUCCGGUGGCUAAUUUUCGGCAGUUAAACUGGUCUUCCCAUUUAAAAAUAAAUACAUGAAUUGUGUAAUCAA
This is a messenger RNA of Acipenser ruthenus (sterlet), 3051 nucleotides long. Its product is annotated as ferrochelatase, mitochondrial-like. The transcript has 11 exons. Gene Ontology annotation, molecular function: protoporphyrin ferrochelatase activity. The coding region runs from base 443 to 1609 and encodes 388 amino acids. Lineage: Eukaryota; Metazoa; Chordata; Actinopteri; Acipenseriformes; Acipenseridae. Gene Ontology annotation, biological process: heme biosynthetic process. The record is from RefSeq and is a predicted model, not a curated record.